This is a messenger RNA of Punica granatum (pomegranate), 934 nucleotides long. The record is from RefSeq and is a predicted model, not a curated record. NCBI's taxonomy places the organism in Eukaryota, Viridiplantae, Streptophyta, Magnoliopsida, Myrtales, Lythraceae.
AUGUUGGGACCAUUGUGCCUAUUUUUCAGGGACAUACUCAUAGGGUACUCAGCACAAGUGAGGCAACUCGCGUACACUCUGCUCGAGUUGAUAUCGGAGGCUCUGGGGUUGAAACCAAGUUACCUGAAGGAAAUGGAAUGUGCUGAGAAGAUGCUGAUACUGGGACACUAUUACCCUUCUUGCCCGGAACCGGAAUUAACAAUGGGCAUGACAACCCACGCAGACAAUUACAUCUUGACCAUACUCCUGCAGGAUCACAUCGGGGGUCUCGAGGUUCUAUAUGAAAAUCAGUGGGUUGAGGUUGUUCCAUUGCAGGGAGCUCUCAUUGUCAACAUUGGCAAUCUUCUUCAGGGUAAGCUGAAAAUGAUGGGCAAUCCGCAUAUGCUGGUAUUAUCGAACGACAAGUUUAUCAGUGUCAACCACAGGGUACUGUCCAAAAAAGAAGGCCCAAGGAUUUCGGUUGCAACCUUCUUCAGGGCACAAGAUAUGAUGGGCAAUGCAUCAAGAUUUUAUGGUCCCAUCCCCGAAUUGAUAUCGGGGGAAAAUCCCCCGGUCUACAGGAAUAUCGAUAUCAAAGAAUACAUGGACUACUUCAUCAGUAAAGGGCUCAAUGGAAGCUCUGCCUUGACACCUUUCAGGAUUUGAUGCCAAUUGUCCCUGGCUGUAGGUGUCUGAAUAUAGCUCUCCGGAGUGAUGAGAAAUUCCUGAAAAUUGACGGGAAAAGUUGAAAAAGAAAAUGCUUGUUUGCUCGCCCUGUUUUCGGUGCUGCGACACUGAACUGUUGAAGAGAGUUUACGGGAGUUUCUUUAGCAGUAACGAAAUCAAUCUAGUUGAUUAAAAUCAUCAACUUGCAGAAUGCUAAACCGAUCUCAGAAGACAGUAAUGGUGUUAAUCGGUAGUUUAUAGAUGACAUUUUUCGGCUUGGCCUUUGGUU